AUGGAGGUGCCAUCUGUAGACAUAGUCUCAGAGAUUGCAGAAAAGGUCGUUUUGAAAUUCGAAGAAGUCGACUGCGAUAUUGUAGAUAUGGAAGAGAUCGCGGAUGGAGACGAAGUCGAAAGGGAAGUCGUCGAAAAAGUUGGGAUAGUACCCCCAUUAGAUGAUGAUAGUAAAGAUAUAGUACUUGAUAUUUCAGAAAUAGUAUCAGUGGAUGUAGAGUCCAAACUUGUGCUCGAAGUGAUGGAAACUGAAGAUUCUGACGGGGGUGUAGCCAUGGACGUAGACGACACGGAAGUAAUGUCGUUAGUCCCGGUGUUGUCUGAAGAAGAGUUCGGUGUGAUAGUCUCGGAAGAAGAGGAAGAAACAGUCUCGGUUGACAUGUUAGAUACCGCAGGGAGUGUCGAAGAAGAUACAACUGAGGGGUUGUACGUAGGAGAUGAGGUGAAGGAAAUUGUUGCUGUAGUGUCUGCGACAGAAGUGGGAGAGGGUUGUGAAAUUGUAGGUGACCCCGAUAAAGCAUUCCCCGUAGUUGUAGAAUUCAUAGAUGUCGAUGUCUCUGUUUGCGUUGACGUUGACGUUAUUGACGAAAGGCUUCCAGUAGAAGAACUCCCUGACUCGGAGGUUGUCGCCGGUGUGGUUGUUGGCGACAGAGAGUUCGAUGUGACAUUCUCCGAAGAGGAAGAGGAUGUAGUGUCCGCGGGUUCUGUCGGGAGAGAUGCACCUGUAAGAGUGGACGCCGUAUCUGUGACGGAGGUGGUAGAGGGAAAUGAUUCCGUACUGGUCACUGUCUGCGUUGGAAUGGCUGUUGUUAUUGACGAGAAAUUUCCGGUAGAAGGACUCCCUGGCUUGGAAGUUGUCGCUGACAUGGUCACCGACGGACGUCCCGAUGUGACUGUCUCUGCAGAAGAUGUACCGUCCGCAGGUUCUGUCGAAGAAGAUACACCAGGAGAAGUGGAUACAGGCGUGGUGGAUGUAUUUGUAUUAUCUGUGACGGAGAUGGGAGAGGGCUGUGAAAUUGAAGAUGUUGUAACUACGGUUGAGGUCGAUGGAGCAUUGCCAGUAGUGUCUGGAGAUGAGGUGGAUGAAGGAGUAAAAGGCCCCGUGGCGGAAGAACCAGUAGAAACAGAGGGUCCCGCGCCAGUACUCUCUAUCUCCGUCGCUGUGUUUAUCGGAAACGAACUAUCAGUAAAACUCCACGGCUCUGCUGACGAGAUAGUUGCAGUGCUCGUGCUAGAGCUUCCUUUGGUUGACUGCUCCAAGGUGCUACUAGGGGGGAGGGCCGAAGUCGGAUAUGUGGUGGUUUCGGUGCCAGGUAGAGAUUCUGAAGAGUUGCUGGUCGAUGAGGUAGUAGUAAUUGUGGCAGAGGAUGGACGGCUUUCCGUCGGGACAACACUGGAACUGGAUAUGAAGGGAGUUGUACUAGUUUCAAAUGUGUAUGCGGACGAGUGA
Lentinula edodes (shiitake mushroom) is the source of this 1449-nucleotide messenger RNA. RefSeq lists its product as uncharacterized. Lineage: Eukaryota; Fungi; Basidiomycota; Agaricomycetes; Agaricales; Omphalotaceae. The record is from RefSeq and is a predicted model, not a curated record. Bases 1 to 1449 code for a protein of 482 amino acids. The transcript is spliced from 2 exons.